AUGAGCUCGGUUGGAUGGACCUCCUUGCUUCUGGUGGUUCUGUUCUAUCUCUUUGGAGUCUUGCUCACGCAGAUAUCCACAGACCACUGCCGAGAUCUGAAGUACACCAGUGGAGACUCCUGCGACGAUCAGUUGAACCGGUUUUGGUCCAGUGUUCCACAGAGCAUGCUGACGCUGUUCCUGUCCAUCACCAACGGCAUCAGCUGGGAUGAGGCCCUACAGCCUCUCCGACAAAUCUCCGACAUCGCCGUUGUCGGCCUCCUCAUCUACAUCGUCAUUACGGUUCUGGCCGUGCUGAAUGUUGUAACCGGAGUUUUCUGCAAUAUGGCGAUAGAAAGUGCAAGAGCAGACAAGGACAUCGCGACCAUGCAGCAAAUGCAAAAGCACGAGGCGCAAGUGGAGGCUUUGCGUGAAGUCUUCCGUGAAAUCAACACGGAAGGUCAGGAGGUCAUCGGCCUCGACGAUCUGAAGGAAGCCAUGCAACGGCAGAAACUCCGAAGCUUCAUGCACGCGAUGGAGAUAGCCACGGAUGACAUCGUCACCUUGUUCAUGUGGUAUGGCUGCAUGAACCUUGCCGGCCCGGCGAAGGGCCUCCAAGUCGCACGGAUGGGCUACGAGAGCACCAUCAUCCGCAAGGAGAUCAAAGCAAUGCGGGAGGAUCUGCACUUCGAGGAUUCUGGGCUCGUCUCGUCGAAGCCCCGAACUUCAUCGCUGCUCCAUGCAAGGCCAGCCGUUUUCCAGCGCCUUGUGGCCAAAGGCCAUGGAGGUGAUCUUGCAUUGCAGACGUGGACAGUGUAUCGCAGGCCUUCACUGCCUUUGGCACAGCAUCGGCAUGUUGCGGCAGUCUUUGGAGCCGCUCCGGCCUGGAGCGGUGAAGCGCCGUUCUCCACACCCCUCACUCUGACUUUGCCCUGA
Molecule: messenger RNA, 915 nt
Organism: Symbiodinium necroappetens
Lineage: Eukaryota; Dinophyceae; Suessiales; Symbiodiniaceae
Source: the annotation of a GenBank genome assembly